AUGUACUCUAUAUUAUUGAUUAUCAUAUUGUCUCUUGUAGCUGGAUACUAUACAUUCUACAGGAAACAGAAACACUAUGGAGUAAUCCAAAACAUUAAACCAGUUCCACCAACUUUCACUUGGGAAAGUCAACCACCAUUGCCAAUUAGACCAUUUGUUAACAAACGAGAUUUUAAUCCAAGUAUGGGUGUGAAAAACAUUGGUAAAACUCCUGAAGAUUGGUUAUUAAUUGAAGAUACUUAUUUAUCCAAUAUUAAAUUACGUAAGAAAUCUUUACAAUUACAACCUGAAAUCAUGUCAUAUGUUUAUAAUAAUGAAAUAUCAAAACAAUCAUUAGGAGAAUUUUAUAAUUUUAUGGUUGAAUUUUUAAUUCAACGAUAUCCAAUGUAUUUCAAAACAAACAUUUUUUCAAAUUUAGUUACAAAUAUCAUUACAAAUGAUGAACCAUUUCCGAAAACUUCAAAAUCUUUAACUUCUGAUGAGAUUAUGAAUAUAAUUGCUAGAAAUAUUGAAGAAGAUUUUUUAAUUUUAAUAAAAGAUAAUCCUGAGGACAAAUCUGAAGAAUAUAUACUUAGAUCAUCACUUAAUAGUUUCCCUGCUGGAUUUGAUCCAUCAGUUAAUUUCAAUCAACCAGUUUCAUUUAUUCAUAAGCCAGUACCACAAUAUAAAUCAAGGUUACAAUUCACUAUGGGGAAAUUUUUCAAUAAUAUGAAGGAAAAAGAUAUGUGGGUACGUCAUAAUUGGUCUAUUCAAACUCAUGGGAAUUUAUUUAAUGUUGGUUCAAAUCAUGGUCGAGAAGGUGAUGAAUUAAUUCCAUUAAAAUAUGAAGAAAUUGAUUUUGAAAAUGGAUGCUUUUUAAGAUGUGAAAGACAAGUAUUUAUAAGAUUACCAAAAACUAAACUGAUUGUCAUGACUAUUAGAACAUAUUUAACACCAAUUGAUAAAAUCAAACAAGAAGGUAAUGCUAAGGAAUUAAUUAGAGGAAUUGACUCCUUACCAGAAGAUCUUGCAUUUUAUAAAAAAAGAGGAGUGUGGGGCCAAGCCGUGAAAGAAUAUUUAAAUAAUGAAGAUUGA
Messenger RNA from Candida tropicalis MYA-3404, 1074 nucleotides. RefSeq lists its product as uncharacterized. Bases 1 to 1074 code for a protein of 357 amino acids. The record is from RefSeq and is a predicted model, not a curated record. The transcript has a single exon. Lineage: Eukaryota; Fungi; Ascomycota; Pichiomycetes; Serinales; Debaryomycetaceae.